This is a messenger RNA of Tilletiaria anomala UBC 951, 906 nucleotides long. RefSeq names its product hypothetiocal protein. The record is from RefSeq and is a predicted model, not a curated record. NCBI's taxonomy places the organism in Eukaryota, Fungi, Basidiomycota, Exobasidiomycetes, Georgefischeriales, Tilletiariaceae. The transcript has 4 exons. Bases 1 to 906 code for a protein of 301 amino acids.
AUGGCGCACUGGAAAGACAGCCUGGCCAUCAAGGCGGUCAACGUCCUAGCCUUUGUCAUCUUCCUCUCCUCCAACGCCUACACCUCGCUCGCCCCAGAGAAGGGCAACUGGGGCGCCGGACCGCACGAGACGUACAUCACGCCCGAGAGAUGGAUCUUCGCUGUUUGGCCCGUUAUCCAUACGCUGUUGCUCGGCAUGGUCGUCAUCCAGUUCUUCGAGGUAGGCUACGACCCUGUCGUCAAGGUCGUCGGAUGGCGCUUUCCCAUUCUGGCAGUCCUGACGUCCAUAUACUCGGCGCUGAACACCGCCAGCACCGAACACGGCGAGCACCAUGACCGACGGGUUUUCUCGAUCCUCGCGUUCGUCGCGCUCCUCCUCUCCGCCGGCGUCAUCUCGCACAUCUACCGCGACCUCAAGGUGCGGCACGCGCCAAGCUCGUGGAUCGACGCGCUCUUCGUCCAUGUUCCGUUCAGUUUGUACCACGGCUUUGUCGUCGUCUUGCUCGUCGUUUCGGGCUUUGCUGCCUUCGGCGUCAACGCAAACAAGCACUCCGCAGGCGUCAUCACCAAGAUCCUCGUCUUCAUGGCGCUUCUCUUCCUCGAGGCGACCGCAGCCGGCUACGUGGUAGUGAUGCAGUGCCCGACGACUAACACCCUCCGCCGCGCGCACGCUUGCCCACUCGCCCACUCGCAGUUCUACGGCAAGGGAGACAUUGGCGGCGCACUGGUCAUCUGCCUCUCGCUGCUCGCCAUCUUCCAGCACCAGACAGCCAGCUCAUUCAUCCACUGGUCCGCGCUCGCCUUCUUCAUCAUCUCGCUCGUCGCCGUUCUGCGUGCUACAAUCGCCGCGUUCCGUGGCGGCCGCAUCGCGCUGAGCGACGAGGAGCGGGCGCCGCUGGUUGUAUGA